Messenger RNA from Cyphellophora europaea CBS 101466, 1167 nucleotides. RefSeq lists its product as uncharacterized. The record is from RefSeq and is a predicted model, not a curated record. Lineage: Eukaryota; Fungi; Ascomycota; Eurotiomycetes; Chaetothyriales; Cyphellophoraceae. The coding region runs from base 1 to 1167 and encodes 388 amino acids. The transcript has a single exon.
AUGUUCAGUGGAUAUGCUGACCUGGAUCUCCAGUCUAGCCUAGUGGAUUUCAAAGACUGGCUCUUCGCGCCUGACAGGUCGCCCUGGAUAGCCGACACUUAUGAGCGUCUCACCGGAGACCAUGAUUAUUCGAGCAACCCCGAAAAUGAGCCAUGCUACUUCCCUUGUUGCGAACCCGCACCAACGGAUCAUGUCAACCUUGACGCCUGGAUAAAGCAAAUGUCGUUCUCGGCAAUCCAUACUCUCGAGCUCGACUGGAUUGACAGCACCGUCUCAUCUCGUCUCUUCUACCGGCUGCUGUCCCUGACGAACCUAUCCAUCCACGGCGCCGAUCGAUGCUCGACGCAAUCCCUGCAGUCUUACCUCGAACAGCCCUUACAGCCCCUGAUCACCCUCCAUCUCAGCAACAUUCAACUCCCGAACAACACCUUCGGGCCCCUCAUCACCACGCUCGGCAGCACGCACAGAAACCUCAGCGACCUCACUCUUCGAGCCGAGAACACCAUUGUAUCCCCUGCGGAACUCAACCGUCUCGCCUCCCUUCUCCCGAACCUAACAUCCCUAACUCUCUCGCACAACCGCUCACUUCCCCUGCUCCCCUCCUCCUCACGCUAUUCUCCUGAAGAAGAAGCAGCAGCAGCAGCAGCAGCAGCAACCUUCUCCUCCCUCCAACAACUCAAACUCCACGUCCCCUCCCCCGGAGACUUCUACAAGACACAGCAAGACACAGUCUUCAACGCCAGCACGCUCGCAACGCAAUUCCGCGACCUCACCUCCCACCACCCCGCCAACAGCACCGCCUCCACGACUUCGACCGCAGCAGUACGCAACAUCCCCGCGCCCAAACUGCAAGAACUCGAGGUCCUCAUCGGGCCCUGGAGUCGGCGCAACGAGAACAGCAUGCUAGGUCCGCCGACGGACGUUAUGGGCCGCUAUGUCUGUACCCGCCAGGCUACAGGCGAUGACGAAAAAGGAGGAGGAGGAGGAGCCGUGGUGGUGGAGUGCAGCGGCGGCGUACUCUCGCCCUGGAGCCGCGGUGGGGGGGCUCUGGUCGAGGAGGGACCGUGCGCGAGGGAAGUGCUGGCGGAUGACGAAGACAUGGACAUGUACGGCGGAAUCGAUGACUUUGAGAUUGGGGAUGGAACCUUGGAGGGAGAGUCGUGGUGA